Podarcis raffonei (Aeolian wall lizard) is the source of this 1694-nucleotide messenger RNA. It is a transcript of the gene SAC3D1, whose product is annotated as SAC3 domain containing 1. The coding region runs from base 1 to 1044 and encodes 347 amino acids. Gene Ontology annotation, cellular component: spindle; nucleus; centrosome. The transcript has 2 exons. Lineage: Eukaryota; Metazoa; Chordata; Lepidosauria; Squamata; Lacertidae. The record is from RefSeq and is a predicted model, not a curated record. Gene Ontology annotation, biological process: spindle assembly; centrosome duplication.
AUGCCGAGCUCGAAGGCCGCCCCUCUCCGGGGCACGUGCCCGGGGAUGUGCCCGGCCGAGGAGUUCGCGCGGCGGCGCCGGGAAGGCCGCCUGCACCGGCUGGAGCUGGGCGCGGGGCGCGAGGCGGACCCGGCGCUGGCCGUCAAGGAGUACUCGCGCCCGGCCGCCGGCAAGGCGCCCCCGCGGCCCGAGGAGCUGCGCCCGUCCGACGUGCUGCUGGCCACCGUCCGACACCUGCUGGAGCGGGAGGACCGGGGAUCGGACGCCGGGGACUCCGCCGAGGCUGCGGAGCGCGGCGCCUUCAUAACCGACCGGCUGCGCGCGGUGCGCCUGGACGCGGCACUGCAGCGGCUCCCCGGCGCGCCCUGCGCCGCCCUCCACGAGCGCGCCCUGAUCUGGCUGCUCCGCGCCGGGACGCGCCUCUGCGCCCAGCCGCCCGCCCGCUUCGACUCCCACCUGCACCGCGCCCACCUGCAGGAGACCUUCGCCGCCCUCCGGCGCGCCUACCGGGAGCACGAGGACGGAGCCCGGCCCGCCGCCCAGCCCUGCUUCCAAGCCCUCUUCCUUCUCUACAACCUGGGCUCUCCAGUAGCUCUCUGGGAGACCCUGCAGCUCCCUCAUGCCAUCCGAACCUCCCCAGAUGUGUCCACGGCGCUGACCAUCAAUUGGGCCUUCCUGGAGCGGAAUUUCGCCCGCUUCUUCCGCCUGGCCCGGGAGCUGCCUUACCUGCCCAGCUGCGCCCUUCACCCCCACCUGGCUGGGGCCCACCACCUGGCCUUGAUGACCUUCAGCCACGGCUUCAGCGCCAGGAACUCCCGCUACCCUCUGGCACGGCUGGCAGGGCUGCUGGCCAUGGACAGCGUGGAAGAGGCGGCGGACUUGUGCCAGGCCCACGGCUUGACCGUGUUGGAGGGGGACGUGGUCUUCCAGAAGGGCUCCUUCAAGGACAGUGUGCCUUUGGUGCAUAAGCCUUCCCACCUGCUUGUGGAUGGCAAAUGGGGGGAGUCUACUCUGCUGGAGCUCUCAGAGAGGGUCUGCAGCUGACCCCCUUUGGAAUGACUCUGUGUGCAUGAGCUGAGACUGGAAAGGGGUUUGCAGCUCAGGGUUUUUUCCCUAGAGAAGUUAGACAGGCUCCCUCAUUGUCGUCUGCCUGGCAGUAGGCUUCAGGUGCAGACAGUGUACAGUGGUACCUUGGGUGAAGUUCUUAAUUCGUUCCGGAGGUCCGUACUUAACCUGAAACUGUUCUUAACCUGAAGCACCACUUUAGCUAAUGGGGCCUCCUGCUGCUGCCGCGCCGCCAGAGCACAAUUUCUGUUCUCAUUCUGAAGCAAAGUUCUUAACCUGAAGCACUGUUUCUGGGUUAGCGGAGUCUGUAACCAGAAGCGUAUGUAACCUGAAGCGUAUGUAACCCGAGGUACCACUGUAUUUUAAUUGCUGGUUCUAAGAGCGUUCUGCUGUAUUUUUAUUUCAUUUACACCCCACUUUUCCUCCAUGAAGCAUUGUUGUUGUCGUCCACCCAUCCGGCUUCGUUGCCCCAGCCACUCUAGGCAGCUUCCAUAAUAUAAAAACACAGUGAGACAUCCUAUGUUUAAAAACUUCCCGAUACAUGUCUUCAUUCCCUUCACUACCUUGAGCUCCUUGGAGGAAAAAGGUUGGGAUAUGAAUGCAAUAAAUAAGUCAGUGUUGUUUUUAAA